Messenger RNA from Mesorhabditis belari, 942 nucleotides. Lineage: Eukaryota; Metazoa; Nematoda; Chromadorea; Rhabditida; Rhabditidae. The record is from the annotation of a GenBank genome assembly.
AUGGAUGAAAGAAAGUAUUCGACCGAGGAAGUUUUUCGAGCCGGUGUCUCCAUUAUUCAUGCUUUGCCAAAAGAAGGUCCAAUAAAAGCCUCAAUUUCGGAAAAGUUGAAGUUUUAUUCUCUAUAUAAACAAGCGACCGAAGGGCAAUGCAAUGUUCCGAAACCCGGUUUCUGGAAUGUCAUUGAGUCAUAUAAAUGGAACGGAUGGAAUAGUUUGGGUGAAAUGAGCAGAGAAGAAGCUAUGGAAAAAUAUACUGCGGGAAUGCUUAGAAAAAUGGAUCAAGUAGCUGAGGUGUACGAUACGGGGAAAUGGAUGCAAGAAGCCACAGAAAAAGCACCAGAAAAACUUGAAGAAAUGAGACACAACUUUGAUGUGAUUGGUAGACCAUUCUCACUCUUUUCCCAGACAAAAGAUGAUGAUGUUCAGUCAAUGGAUGAUGAGGAAAUGGAAAACGAGGAAAUAAAUGAAAGUAAAAAAGAUGAGUCGGAGGAAAUGAUUGAAAUGUGCGAUUCGCCGACAUUGAUGAUGAGUGAUGCUGAAUAUUGUGAUGCCGAAGAAACAAUGGAAUUGGUGGAAGAGGAAAGAAAACGUUCCGAAAAUGGGCAUUUGAAUGGAAAUGGGAAUGACUCUGUCUCAAAUGGAAAUCGUCGUCGUCGACCUCCAUCUCCAAAAAGUAACGAUGCUCUUCGAACAAUCAGAACUGAAAUCGGACAACUAGCCAAUCAAAUCUCUCGUUUGGCUCAACAAAUCGAGACUCGCUACAAGACUUUCAAUGCCCUACUCGAGCAAUUGGCAAAGAAUCAGAUGCGAGAGCGAAAAAGAUCACAAUCAAAAUGGUGGAUUGUUUGGUUAUUUGUCUGGCCGAUCAUCUUUCACUAUAUCAUGAAAUAUCGCCAUGUACUCAAAUUGUUGCCACAACUUUUGUGGUAUCGUCUCACGGGA